CCCCAUUCUCAUUCUUCUCCCCAUUCAUCUCCUCCCCACUCAUCUUCUCCCUCCUCUUCGCCAUGAGUUUUUCCAUGGAACAUGUACUCAAUGAGCGGAUGCUAGCGCCACGCGGACACAUUUCGGUGAUCAGACAGGUUCAUCAUCCGUGUAUCAGCUCGGACAUCAUCCGAUUUGCUCAGUUUUUCAGCACGGCAAGCGUGCAUGCAGCAGCAGAGUUCCGAUUUGUAAUACCCAACAGCAAGGCACUGAAGUGGACCAGGGACAGCGAGCACCCCGUUGCGAACGAAGACGUAGAAUUGCUUAUUAUUCAGGCUUGGAGAACGGGGGUGGAAGGAGACUUGUUGGGAUUCGUCUCUGAAUCGGUGGAAGCGGGACAUCGACAACCGAUCGUGGGGGAGCUCCUAAUCCUCCUGAUGCAGCUACUGGACGAUCUACCAAUCGACGUCAUCUCGCACUGCGACGAGAGCCCGACACCGCAUAUUCUCUCGCGCAGCCUGACGCCGUAUCUUCAAUUGUCGGCGUGCUUGGAGGGCGAUUGGAGCAACCGUAGUUACCUGUCACACGGUAACUACCUAAACCUUGCAGAGAUAAUCGAUCUUCUCUUCUUGGAUCGAGGGGAACCGGCGUCAAAAGAAGAGGAAGAAGAAGAAGAAGAAGAGGAAGAGGGGGCCGGAUCGACAGAUACCUCCGAAGAGGACGAGUAUUACAACGAGCAUAGUGAACAUGAGUCAGGGGCGAUAAGCGAAGAGGAAGAGGAGGAGGAAGCAAGCGAGGAGGAAGAGGUGGAACAGGCGGGGACACAUGGAGAGGACCCUGCUGAAGCCGGGCGGCGCAGGGCAUAAAUAGCGGAAGGAAGCGGACGCUCGAGCAAUCGGCGGGGACUCACUUGCCGAUUCUGGACGAUCCGACCAGAGAUCCGGAACCGCCGACAGAGGAAGAUGAGCGAUGUGCCGCAAAGA
Molecule: messenger RNA, 962 nt
Organism: Chara braunii
Lineage: Eukaryota; Viridiplantae; Streptophyta; Charophyceae; Charales; Characeae
Source: the annotation of a GenBank genome assembly